Nilaparvata lugens (brown planthopper) is the source of this 582-nucleotide messenger RNA. RefSeq lists its product as uncharacterized. Lineage: Eukaryota; Metazoa; Arthropoda; Insecta; Hemiptera; Delphacidae. Bases 1 to 399 code for a protein of 132 amino acids. The transcript is spliced from 4 exons. The record is from RefSeq and is a predicted model, not a curated record.
AUGCAAGUCAAUGGAGAAACAAACGACGAUAUGGAGUCGUUUGAAGACCUGGAGUUCAGCCUGCUGGAGGAGAGGCGUGCUGUGCUGUCGCGACGCGAGGAGGUAGGGCGGGAGGCGUCGGAGGCGGCCGCCAGGUGUGGCGAGCGGCGGGGGCGGCUGCAGGCGCUGGAAGGGCAGCGACAGGCGGCAGAGACGCAGGCAGCCGCCUCCGCUCAUCAGCUACAGCUGCAGCGGCUCCAGCUGCUAAGGCAUAUCGAGGAGGCUCGCAGUCGACUGAUGCUGCUCGACCAACACAGGGAUAGUAAGAAGCAGAGCCAAGAUGAUUUGGACAGGAUAUCGAGGGUGACAUCGGUGCACCGAUGGAAGUCUCAACCAAUUCACUCGGCAGAAGAACAAUAGCAUCCUUACAAGAAAUUGAACGGAAUAGGCAGCUGCAUCUCGCUAAACAAGGUAGCCUGGUGAUAGAGGAGGAGCGGAAACGCGUGUUGGAGCUGAAGAGAAGAGUGCAGGAUGAGGCGCGGGCAGAAUGGGAGGAAAGGAGACAGCGCGAACACAACUGCCACUCACUCAACAGUGUCGGCA